AUGGAAGGAGGAGGCGGAGGAACGCUCUCGGAAGUUCACCAAAGCGCGAAGAAGCUGUUGCUCAGGUGCCGCGACGGCCUCGAACGCCUUGAGCAUCUCGAGCACUCCACCUCUACCUCCGCUGCCGUUGCCGGCGUUGAUUCGGAGCUUUCAUUUACCUUAAAGAAGGAUAUUAACCAGAUUCAAUCCCUCUGCGUCGAGAUGGACCGGCUUUGGCGUUCUGUCGCUGCCAAACCUCAGCGCGACCUCUGGAAAAGAAAGGUUGAACAAAUAGCUGAAGAGGCUGAAUCUCUGAAAGAAAGUUUGGAUAAAUAUAACUCAAGGAGUCAGAAACGGUCUAGAGAAGCUAAAGAGAGAGCAGAGCUGCUGGGACGAAUGAAUGGGGAUUCUGCUCAUGUUUUGAGAAUUUACGAUGAUGACACACAAGCAAUGCACUCAGUUCGCAGUUCUGCCAGGGAGCUUGAAAAUGCUAACGCACUCGGGGAAGUUAUCCUUUCUUCAAUACACAGCCAAAGGGAACGCUUGAAGAGUGCGCACCGAAAGGCAUUGGACGUCCUGAAUACGGUAGGGAUAUCAAACAGAGUUCUGAGAUUUAUUGAGAGACGAAACCGAGUUGAUCAAUGGAUCAAAUAUGCGGGAAUGCUAUUGACUGUUGUUUUCUUGCUUGCCUUUGUUUUGUGGAGACGAUGA
Messenger RNA from Lathyrus sativus (Indian pea), 690 nucleotides. NCBI's taxonomy places the organism in Eukaryota, Viridiplantae, Streptophyta, Magnoliopsida, Fabales, Fabaceae. The record is from the annotation of a GenBank genome assembly.